This is a messenger RNA of Stylonychia lemnae, 858 nucleotides long. The record is from the annotation of a GenBank genome assembly. NCBI's taxonomy places the organism in Eukaryota, Ciliophora, Spirotrichea, Sporadotrichida, Oxytrichidae.
AUGGAAUCUGCAAAGAAAGACACAUUCAUCAAAUUCGCCCUCGCAGCCCUUGGAAUCUCGGUUUCAGCAUACGUUAUUUACAAAUUAACUCACAAAGAACCAGCUACUGCAGAACAGAGUCCCCUCUAGAAUAUUGUUGACUAGAGAGCUUCUCAGCUAACAAAGGUUCAAAAUAUUAACGCCUGUGUUAAUGAAUACAUUCAAAAUCAACUCCUUAAGGGCGAGCCUCUAAAGACCACAGAGGACCUCCUACUUAAAAAGGAGGAUUUUCAUAGCAUUUAAAUGGCUAUGGAGUUAUAUGCAAAGGUAUUACUAUAUGAGUCAAGAGUUAAAGGCUAAGAGGAGAGAAUAUAAUUUUUAGAGAGGAAUGAUAUGGUCUCAUACACUGAAAAGGUGUAUGAUUAAUUACAUCCAGAAAUUCACAGUUUUAUGGAAGCUUAAGACCACAUUUUAACUUUAGCUAAAGUGGAUAGAGCCAUUUAUAAUGCUUCUUAAAAAGUCUAUACUAAUGGCCUUGAAGGUAUUCAUGAUGCCAUUAUAUUGGCUUUAUCAAGUCCAUUCAAAGCUCAGAGAGGUUUUGGUAAACAAGAGACUAUUAAUAUGCUUAUUCAGAUUACUAACAAAGCUUUGCAAAAAGUCCAAGAAAAAGAAGUACUUGAAUGUAUUUUGGAGAAGGAUGAAAUCAUCUUUAUUUAUGAUGCCCUCGUCGGAGAUUAUGCUCAAUUAGAUUACUAAGUUCAUGCAGAGGAAUUUAAGGCUCUCAUUUCAAAGCAUCAAUUGCUGAAGGAUAGUUAAGUGAUUGCUCAGAUUGACAAAUUCGUUCAAAAGCUUCACGAACUCAAUGAAAAAUACGAAUGA